UACGGCCCAUCUUCGUCCCACCGCGGCCCUGGUCUUCGGCCGCCAUCUCCUCUUCCCCUUCCUCGCCGGAGCUUCCUACUGAAAAACAUGGCUUCUGGCGGCGGCGACGAGGUGGAAGUCAAUGGAGCGUUCAUAGGAGCAGGGUGUAACAUAAUAGUGAACAACGUUCCUUGGGGAGCCUGUGAUUUAGUGGCUUUCGGCGCUCAAAAUGCCGACGCUAUCGCUAUCGCUAUCUUCUCCCCUAAGUCUGCACAAAUUUUGACGACCUUUUCCGGUCACAAAUUUCAUGGGCUAGAUCCGGCGAUUAUAUUAUUUCAGUCGGGCAUGACCAGGUGCUAGUCGCCUCUUGGGCUUUCGCAGAAACCUAUUGCUGUUCACUGUGAGUCUUUCUUCAAUCUUCCCCCAUUGACUGGCCGUUUCUCAGUCUCUCAGUUUCAGUUUGGCUGAUCACGGACGAGUUACUGAUCAUCACCUUCGGAAGUUAUUGCCUCACCAACUAGCUAACCAGACACAAGCCCCUCUUCGGGCAGAUUCCUCCUCUUGCUCUUCAGCGUACAGGGUAUUAGCAACCAUUUCUAGCUGUUGUUCCCCUCUCAAGGGCAGGUUCUUAUGCGUUACUCACCCGUCUGCCAUUUGAUUAAGUUAAAUCCAUAUUUUUUAAUUCUAUGAACCCUUAUUUCUUUUUUCGAAACCAUUAUUACUAUUAUAGAAUAUAUCCGACCUAAUACAUAAUUAAAUUGGUUUGCGAGAUCCUCUCAAAUAAUCAUUCGGAAUAUGGAACCAUGGUGAAACUUCUAACUCAACUUGAGGCAGUUAUAUCUUGGAUAAUGGCUGUCGAGUCUUUGCUAUCUUUUUUGUGUUAUAUUAUCAUAAAAGGUUAAGGAUGUGGAAACUGAUUAUAGGAGAUUCACUUUGCAAUGGAAGUCAAGUUUCUUUGCUUGAGUAUCAAUUUGUUGGUACAAGAAUAUGUAUAUUGAAAUGUUCCAAGUUCUAACCAGUCAUCUUUAUGCAGCUGGUGAUAAGACUUAAGACAGGAGUGGAAAUGAAGGUCUUGACACCCUUGAAACCAUUCCCAAUGCAGUUCCUGACGUUCUUAUUGAACCUCCCAUUGAACAUCAACUGGCAUGGCAUACACUUUGGCCAGAGUCGCACAAACUUUAUGAUGAUCAUGGGAAUGAGCUAUUUUCUCUAUGUUGUGAUCUCAUGGGGAAGCUUGUUACUUCAUCCUGUAAGGUAUAAUCAGUUCAUCUAUUGUUCAUAAUUAUAGAAAAUAAUUAUUCAUUUCUAUUUAAUAUUAGUCAACCCAAAAGACAAUGUCUUUUGUUUCUUACCCUGCUUGAACAAAAAAACAAUAGUUUUAUAGAUCAAGGGAGGGGCACAAAAGAAUCACUUGAUCAUGUUCUUGGAACCCAUAUGGUCAUGAGUUUGCAACAGGCUCUAGGGAUAAGACUGCGAAGAUAUGGGCUUUGAAAGUCGAAUCUUCAGUUAAACAAGCAGCUAACAACUCUGCCACAGUUCAAAUCUAGUUUCACUGCUUUAUAAACGGGUGGCUCUUGAUCCCGAGAGCAAUGGGCUCCCUUGAGUUUUGGAGUUUGUCUAUCAAAAGAACAGAUGAUGUUUGCUCAAAUGUAGUGUCUUAAUCAAUUUGUGUGCCAUGUUUCCUCAGUCAAGUGUUUGGCAUGAAAGCAAACGGAGAAGAGUGAAAAGUGCAGGAAGCUGCAACUUGAAUCCUGUGGCACGAACCACUGUGUGAAGUGUGUUUGAGGUAAAUGUUCCUGUUAUGAAAAGGUAUGUAUCAUUGUAUUGCUUGUUCUUGUAGAUUAUGAUCACUUUCAAUUUUGCCCCCACAGAAAGUGGCACUUAACUGAAAUUGUUUCCUCUUGUAUUUGGGCUGCUGAUCUGUCUAUUCAUUUCCAUUUCCAUUUCUGAAAAACUUUGGAGUAAAUAACGAAUUAUACCGUCCA
Molecule: messenger RNA, 1964 nt
Organism: Cucurbita pepo subsp. pepo (vegetable marrow)
Lineage: Eukaryota; Viridiplantae; Streptophyta; Magnoliopsida; Cucurbitales; Cucurbitaceae
Source: RefSeq, a predicted model, not a curated record